Messenger RNA from Microcebus murinus (gray mouse lemur), 799 nucleotides. It is a transcript of the gene REEP6, whose product is annotated as receptor accessory protein 6. The record is from RefSeq and is a predicted model, not a curated record. NCBI's taxonomy places the organism in Eukaryota, Metazoa, Chordata, Mammalia, Primates, Cheirogaleidae.
CCGGGCGGCUCGCGCGGGAGGAAGGAGGCGUGCGUGCGGCGGAGCCGGUGCGCGGGGCGACGGGCGAGUUCGGGCUUCCAGCCCCGGGCCGGCCGGGGCCAUGGACGGCCUGCGCGAGCGGUUAGAGCGCCUUCUGGAACAGAGGAACCCGGUCACCGACGCGCUUCAGGCGCUCGAAGCCAGGACGGGGAUCGAGAAGCGCUACCUGGCCGCAGGAGCCGGCACUCUGCUAAGCCUCUAUCUUCUGUUUGGCUACGGAGCUUCUCUGCUGUGCAAUGUCAUCGGAUUUGCAUACCCCGCAUAUGCCUCAAUCAAAGCCAUCGAAAGCCCCAGCAAAGAAGACGACACUGUGUGGCUGACCUACUGGGUAGUGUACGCCCUGUUCGGGCUGGUCGAGUUCUUCAGCGACCUACUCCUGUUCUGGUUCCCUUUCUACUACGUGGGAAAGUGCGCCUUCCUGUUGUUCUGCAUGAUGCCGGGGCCGUGGAACGGAGCUCUCAUGCUAUACCACCGCGUCGUGCGGCCACUGUUUCUAAAACAUCACACAGCCGUGGACAGCGUCCUCAGCAACCUCAGCGGUCGAGCCCUGGACACAGCAGCCGGAAUAACCAGGGGCGUCCUGCAGGCCCUGGCCCGCAGCCGGGCUCACAUCGCCCCAGCGGCUGUGGCCGGGCCCUCGGCUGCCCUUGAAGCCGACCAGGGGGAAGUCAAGGCAAGCCAGGCCCCACUGCAGAAGGACAAGUGAAGACGACCCCCAGCACUGCCCAGGACCUGCCGGCCGGCGAGAAGGGGGGCACAU